Serpula lacrymans var. lacrymans S7.9 is the source of this 489-nucleotide messenger RNA. RefSeq lists its product as uncharacterized. The coding region runs from base 46 to 306 and encodes 86 amino acids. The record is from RefSeq and is a predicted model, not a curated record. The transcript has 2 exons. NCBI's taxonomy places the organism in Eukaryota, Fungi, Basidiomycota, Agaricomycetes, Boletales, Serpulaceae.
UUGAGCCCAAGCAACAUAAGGAGCAAUAAUAAACUCCACAUUCCUAUGCCUAAAAAUUCUCAGUACCAUCCUCCACAAAUCCCAUUGCGCCAGUCCGUUCCUUCCCUCGAAAAGUUUAGUCGCCGCGUCUUCCUGACCGGCCUCGUAUUUUGCCCAGGCCUGAUUCCUGUCUCUGCACGCCUCAUUGUGUUCCAUAUGCUGAUACUGCUUCCAGCGCUUGUUGGGGAGAAGUCCAGGGAAUACAAACACAGGCUUAAUUCGCAGUUUUUCAAGGGCGCGAAGAUCAGAUUCGAUGCGCUGUGUUAGCGCCAACGGGAGUCCACCUGUUGCUGCAAGCAGGGGCUCCCUGGACGGUGGGUUUUCAGUCAAUAGCUUGAGGUAGUAAGAGGCAUCGAUUCCCAGUCGAGAGUCCGACAAAACAGAAAGAGGAAGAGUUUGCAAGUGCUUCCGCUCGGAGAGGUAGUUUUCGAGAUAUUUAACAGGCAUUAC